AUGCAGUUUGAAGAGCGGUUGCAACAGCUAGUAGAAAGCGAUUGGAGCCUGGAUCAGUCAAGCCCAAACGUACUGGUGAUAGUCCUUGGAGACACUGCCAGGAAGUACGUAGAGUUAGGAGGACUGAAGGAGCACGUGACUACGAACACUGUGGCAGGUCACGUGGCAAGCCGGGAGCGGGUAUCCGUAGUUUUUUUGGGCCGGGUAAAGUACUUAUACAUGUACCUCACCCGGAUGCAAGCGCAGGCGAAUGGUCCGCAAUACUCUAAUGUACUCGUCUAUGGAUUGUGGGAUCUCACCGCGACACAAGAUGGACCGCAACAGCUGCGGCUACUUAGCCUUGUGUUACGGCAGUGCCUCAGUCUGCCAUCUAAAGUUGAAUUCUAUCCAGAACCGCCUUCUAGUAGCGUGCCUGCCCGGCUAUUGCGAUUCUGGGACCAUAUUAUCAGAUAG
Saccharomyces cerevisiae S288C is the source of this 453-nucleotide messenger RNA. It is a transcript of the gene SHU1, whose product is annotated as Shu1p. NCBI's taxonomy places the organism in Eukaryota, Fungi, Ascomycota, Saccharomycetes, Saccharomycetales, Saccharomycetaceae. Gene Ontology annotation, cellular component: nucleus. The transcript has a single exon. The coding region runs from base 1 to 453 and encodes 150 amino acids. The record is from RefSeq and is marked reviewed.